Molecule: messenger RNA, 1971 nt
Organism: Eublepharis macularius
Lineage: Eukaryota; Metazoa; Chordata; Lepidosauria; Squamata; Eublepharidae
Gene: FEZ2
Product: fasciculation and elongation protein zeta 2
Exons: 8
Coding region: 90-1160 (356 amino acids)
Cellular component (GO): axon; cytoplasm
Source: RefSeq, a predicted model, not a curated record
GCCAGGACGAAAAAACGGGCAGGCGAGCGAGUGCGCGCGUGCGCGCAGGCCAGGCCCGGUCGGUCUCUGCCUUUCCCUCAGAGUCGGCCAUGGCGGCGGCGGCGGCUUCGCAACGGGACCCUGCCGGGGACUGGCAGGACUUCUCCGGCUUCCAGCCGCCCGCUGCGGAGGUCGAUCGUCUGGAGCUCUCUACGCCGCCGGUUCGGGAGGGGGGCCCUUGGGGCGACAGGGACGGCGGCGGGCUGAGGACCAAUCUUCCGCGCUGCUUCCAGCCUCCUCGGCCCCCUCAGGAUUGCCAGGGCGGAGAAGCCCCUCUCCCACCGCGGCCCCUCGGCGAGCAGAGUGCCCUGCGUGAGGACGAGAUAUGGAAUGCUCUGACUGAUAAUUAUGGGAAUGUAAUGCCGGUGGACUGGAAGUCUUCCCAUGCCAGAUCACUGCAUCUGCCAACCCUGAAUCUUUCUGAAAAAGGAGUUAAUGAAAAUUUGAACCUUGACUUAUCAGAUGAUGAAGAGUUGAGAGAGCAGCUAGACAUGCAUUCUAUCAUCGUUUCCUGCAUCAAUGAAGAACCACUCUUUACAGCUGAGCAGGUGAUUGAAGAAAUAGAAGAAAUGAUGCAGGAAUCUCCAGAUCCAGAUGAUGAUAAAACGCCAACCCAGUCAGACCGUCUGUCGUUACUCUCCCAAGAACUUCAGACACUUAAGAGAUCCAGUACAAAUCAUAAUUACAAAGAGGGAGUAAAAAAACUGUCUGUGGCUGAAUUAAAUGACCUGUUAGAAGAGACUGAGACAGCCAUCAAGGACUAUUCUGAAGAACUGGUGCAGCAGUUGGCACUACGAGAUGAACUGGAAUUCGAGAAGGAAGUAAAGAAUAGCUUCAUAUCAGUUCUUAUCGAAGUACAAAACAAGCAAAGAGAACAAAAGGAAAUGGCAAAGAAGAAGAAAAAGCUGAAAAAUGGCAGUCCUCAGAAUGGCAAGCAAGAGAGAGGUCAUAUGCCUGGAACAUACUUGACAACAGUUAUUCCUUACGAGAAGAAAAGUGGACCACCAUCAGUUGAAGAUCUCCAAACUCUAACAAAGAUUCUUCAUGCUAUGAAAGAAGACAGUGAGAAGGUGCCAAGCUUAUUAACAGACUACAUCUUGAAGGUUCUGUGCCCUACAUGAAGAGAGCUGUUUAGGAUGAAGGACAACCAUGCAGUUCCUGUGAAAAGGAUUGUUCAUAGCCUUUCAGUUUGUUUGGCACUGUGAUGACUUCUAGUGUAUUUAGUACUUUCAUUGCCUUUUUGGACUUUUGAAUCAUGGACUAAGUUCUUGGGAGCAUGCAGAACUCAUCUGUUUGUUUUUUGCACUUAACCACAAUGUAUUCAGGCAAAGAACAAAGAUUGUACAGUUUUAGUCAUGAACAUUGUUUUGGCUUUUUAAGUACUAUUUUUUUAUAGUGUGUGGCAUGUUAUUCCCUACAGCCAUCUGCUUGGGUGGAGGAAGAAUAAACUUCUGUAUAAAUAAUAGAAGACUAUCAAGUUUAACUAACUGAACUUCAGUCAUAUCUGAACUUCAAUCAAAACUGUAAUGGGUUACUGUACUAAGAGUAUAAAAUGAAUCAAACGCUGAACCUGCAUGGCAAAAAUUCCAUGGAAGUUCUUCAUUGGGCAUGUCAGUGAUACUGAGCUUUUACAAACAGUAUUGUCUCGUAUUUACUGAUUCUCAUGAACUUUUCACCCAUCCUUAGAAGUCAAAAGUGGUAGAGUAUUUGUUUCCAUUUCUUGUUGACUUGCUUAACAAAUAAUUUACUGGGAAGUUGACUUGUACAAGCAGGAUAGAACAUUCUGGUGGAUGUUGCUCCAAACCACUGUCUCAAAACUUCCAUUUUUUAAACUGUAUUUAAAAACAAUUUCAUUGAAUGUAGAUAUCUUGCUCUUACUGUGCUUUUUAGUCUAAACAUUAAAUAAAUGUUUGGUCAUAGUGUAAUAUUUUA